AUGGAUGGGCAGGCUACUUGCAAGUGGCGCGGCACGGCGAGCGGGGUGGUGAGCGCGCCCGUGGACCGCGUGUGGGAGCUGGUGUCCGCCACGUCCCGGCUGCGCGAGUGGAUGCCCAUGGUGGAGUCGUGCACCGCGGUGGCCGGCGACGAGGGCGUGCCGGGCUACGUGCGCCUCGUGCGCGGCGGCCUCAUGUUCCCGCAGCAGGCGUCGUCGUCGUGGGUCAGGGAGAGGCUGGUAGCCAUGGACCACGCCUCCCGCUCCUACACCUACGUCAUGGAAGACGGCAACGUCGGCCUCGCCGGCUCUCGCAACACAAUCAGCCUCUUCGACUAUGGCUAUGGCGGCGCAAGCGCAACGCUGGUGGUGUGGAGCUUCGAGAUGGAGCCGGUGGACGGCGCCAACCAGGACGCCCUGCUCGACUACCUCCGCAUCCUCUACAAGUCCUGCAUCGACACCAUCCCCGCUUCGGCCUGCUGCUAG
This is a messenger RNA of Sorghum bicolor (sorghum), 483 nucleotides long. RefSeq names its product lachrymatory-factor synthase. The transcript has a single exon. Lineage: Eukaryota; Viridiplantae; Streptophyta; Magnoliopsida; Poales; Poaceae. The record is from RefSeq and is a predicted model, not a curated record. Bases 1 to 483 code for a protein of 160 amino acids.